This is a messenger RNA of Drosophila albomicans, 1750 nucleotides long. RefSeq lists its product as uncharacterized. The coding region runs from base 653 to 1627 and encodes 324 amino acids. Gene Ontology annotation, biological process: arachidonate secretion; phospholipid metabolic process. Lineage: Eukaryota; Metazoa; Arthropoda; Insecta; Diptera; Drosophilidae. The transcript has 6 exons. The record is from RefSeq and is a predicted model, not a curated record.
CGAUCAGUUGCUGACUUUGCGCGGCAGCGAACGGUUUGGCGAAGCUUUGCAAGAACGGCACGCGACGCAUGCGCUUUAAAGCUCAAAGACAUUAUUUCGCUAUUUUUCGUUCGGUUUUCUAUCUGUCUAUGCGUGCGACGUCUCUGUGUGUAAUUUGUUACCGGAAAUUGAGUCGCAACCAACACGUUGCACAACGUAUCACGUCUCGCUAAGCCAGGAGUUCGCGUUCCAGGGAUGACGAUCUAUCGAGGAUCUUUCCAGUAGGCCCCAACUACACGGAACUUCUGAGCUGCUUAACUUCACGGAGGUAGAAAUCCAACGGACUUCAGCUGCACCUGGAACCUUCUGGAGGUUUUGAAAGUUUUGGGCACUCCUGAACUGUUCGGAGCUCUGUGAAAGUGCUGAGCCGACAAGUCUUGUUAACUCUGGAGUUGAGAACAUCUGAAAAGUUCUCACUUCUUCUGAUCUCUCCUUGGAUGUACUGAAUACUCCGGAAUAAGCUGGAAGUCUUUCAGGUUUCUUUUUAACCCGCGCUCAUAACAGAAGUCCUGAAUCGCUCCGGACGUCCUAAGCACUCCGGUACUCUGUGGAAGUUCUGAAAUCAUAGAAACUUGCAAGCUUUUCAAAAAUCCUAAACUCUCCUGAGCUCAAAAUGCGGCAGAGUUUCGGUCCGAAGCGGCGGCGACUGCAGUUGCUCGCCUCCCUCAUGUUCUGCGCCCUCAUGGGGUAUCUGAGCUCAUCGGUGGCGCUGGCAAAGCCAACGUUAUCGUUUAGCCUGCCGCAGGGAUUGCAGGGAUUUCCCUCAUUUCAAUCGUUCACUCAACAGAUCAUCGAGCAACGCAGUCUGCGUCAAAUGAAAACCUACAGUGGCAAUCGCAUCAGCAAUGAUUCGCUCAUUAUGAUAUACUAUCACGAUUUGACCAUUGCUGUCACCGAGCUGGGGCCCCAGAAGCUGCUUCUAGGCUGCGAACUAAUUGAAAUCUACAACGACAAGGAGGGAAAAAUCUUGCUCAAUGGUCUCGCUCAAUACAAUAGACCGCUGGAGAUCAAGUUCGAGGAGAUGCUCAAGCUGAUGGAUCAAUGCGAGCAUGUGGACAAGCUCAGCUAUGCGGCAAAGCACAGAUCUCGCUACAGCAGCAGCAACAACGAAGGCUCCGAGCGCAGCAGCAGCGGCGGCAGCAACAGCGAGUCAACUGCCAAUGGCAAUGGCAGCGAUGCCGCCAAUCAGGAUGGAGUUUCUCUCAAACUCGCUGCGAAUAUCUUUCCGCGCAGUCCCUUCUCGCUGCUUAGCGGCAUUAUACCUGGCACCAAAUGGUGUGGCACUGGCGAUAUAGCCGAAACGUACAGCGAUCUGGGCAGCGAGAUGGCCAUGGAUCGCUGUUGUCGCCAGCACGAUCUCUGCCCCGUGAAGAUACGUGCGUAUCAAAACAAGUACGAGCUAAUGAACGACUCGUUGUACACAAAAUCGCAUUGCAUAUGCGAUGAUAUGCUGUUCUCGUGCCUGAAGAUGACCAACACAUCGGCGUCGCAGUUGAUGGGCUCCAUUUACUUCAAUUUAGUGCAAGUGCCGUGCUUGGAUGGUCGCAGCAAUCAAUACAAGUUUCGAGCGGCCAAGGAGGGAUUCUAAGGUGUCUCGCUCAUUCGAUAUGCUUAAGGUUGCGAUUUGGCGAUUAUUCGUUCGUUUCCAUUUUCGGGAGGUGGAAGGAGGCCAUUGUACAUAGUUGAGCGCGGCGCCACUUCAAUUAUUUAU